AUGCUUGGCUCUACGGUCUUACUCCUGGCUGCAUCAUUGGCUCUGCCAAUUGAUGCCCGACGGGUAUCACGACUAACAGUGGACUCUACUCCCACGCUAACCCUUCCAUGGGGAACAUGGGAAGGACAGCCGUACGGCGUAUAUGAAGAGAACGUCCGUUUCGGUCAAGCUCCUGUCGGUGACUUGCGCUUCGCAGCACCAAAGUACCCUGAAGCAAUCGAAGACCCCAAACAAGUUCAAGACAACACCUAUGGGCCGAGCUGUAUUCAAGCCAAAAUACCCAAGGAGAACGUGACUGUAGAACCUACAGACGAUAGUAGCACCCAAGCAGAGGACUGCCUGUUCCUCGAUGUGUAUGUUCCCUCGUGGGCUCUGGAGCCAGAUUCAGGCGUAGACAAGGAUCCGCUUCCCGUUAUCGUAUGGAUCUAUGGAGGGGCAUACAUUUUCGGCUCGAAGGAUCUCGCUUUUAAUACAACAGGUGGUCUUUUCCAAGCUUACGACGGUCAAGGCAUCAGUGACGUGGCUGACCAGGGCGUCAUCUGGGUGACCGGGAACUACAGGAUGGGAGCGUUUGGCUUCUUGGCUGGCUCCACUAUGGAAGAAGAAGCACAACCCAAUGCUGGACUGCACGACCAGCGCCUUCUCUUAGAUUGGGUUCAACGAUACAUUGGUCAGGUGGGUGGAAAUAAGAACGCCGUGAGCGCAUGGGGCUUGUCUGCUGGCGCAGGAUCCAUCCUCCACCACCUGACCGCGUAUGGCGGGAGUGGGAAAGGGAAAACACCGCUGUUUCAUCGGGCUGUUAUGUGGAGCCCUGCAUUCCAGUGGGGUUAUGAUCGUGCUGGAGCCUUGGAAGAUACCUUUCACAAGUUCGCGGACCAGGUCGAGUGUUCUUCAAAGGCGCUUGACUGUCUCCGGAAGGCCAGCACGGACGACUUGACUAAAGCCAACCAAAACAUCACUAGCGAGGCUUUGAAACUAGGCAUGUUUCCAUUUGGUCCGGCCGUGGAUGGAGAUCUUGUGCCAGAGCUCCCAGCUGCUCUGUUGAGCAAAGGAAAACACACCAGCUGCAGUUCGAUCAUUGUGUCUCACGACCACGACGAAGUCAGCCUAUUCCUUGCGAAAUGGGUUGAUACAGAAGACGAGUUCAGCGAGUUUCUAACUUAUGCCUUUCCCGGUGCCGCGCUUGCCAAUAUUCGGGAUCGAAUCGAGAAGCAAUAUCCAGCCAAAUUUUUCGACUCCCAGCAGAAGAUGCGCAUGAGAAAAGUGUUGCGCGACUCGACCUUUGUCUGCAACACGCGUCAGAUCUACAACGCUUUCCACAACGACUCUACUGUCUACACCGCGAGGUUCGAUAUGCCUCCUGCACAGCACGGCUUCGAUAUGUUCGCCCUGAUUUGGCACCGCGGAGUCGACGUAAGCGAGUUGCUCAAGAACGCAUCGGACAAGAUUCCCGACCUCUUGUUCGUCUUGUUUGAUCAAUUCUGGCCACAUUUUGCCCCAAGAUUCCAAGCUUACUUCGCAGGACACGCCAUUGCUGGCGAUCCCAACUGGCUAGGUCGGCGCGGAUUGAAUUGGGAGCCUACAGUUGAUGACGGCAACGAGCUAACAAAUUCAUUGAAAAUGGGGUUAUAUACGAGUCAUGAUCAUCCUCUCUUCAAUUCGGGCAGGGAUGCGCAGAACUCAAUGGAGAAUUGUGCUUUCUGGGAUGAGAUUGCCAAGGAUAUCUCAGCACUCGAGAAGAAGUCUGCACCGCUGGUCAGCUUCAGAGAACAGCUUGAGCUACGUUGA
Messenger RNA from Alternaria arborescens, 1788 nucleotides. RefSeq lists its product as hypothetical. The record is from RefSeq and is a predicted model, not a curated record. The transcript has 3 exons. Lineage: Eukaryota; Fungi; Ascomycota; Dothideomycetes; Pleosporales; Pleosporaceae. The coding region runs from base 1 to 1788 and encodes 595 amino acids.